Messenger RNA from Salvia miltiorrhiza (redroot sage), 720 nucleotides. RefSeq names its product nodulin-related protein 2-like. Gene Ontology annotation, biological process: regulation of abscisic acid biosynthetic process; response to heat. The coding region runs from base 77 to 550 and encodes 157 amino acids. Lineage: Eukaryota; Viridiplantae; Streptophyta; Magnoliopsida; Lamiales; Lamiaceae. The record is from RefSeq and is a predicted model, not a curated record. The transcript has a single exon.
CUUUCUUGAAUUCCAUUAUUAUUUCAUUUCACUUACAUUUUCUUCCCAAUCCUCUCUCUCUCUCACUCUAAAAAAAAUGAAUUUCUUAUCAAAUUUAACCAAGAAUGAUGAUGCGCAAGCACAGAAAGUUCCCGCCGCCAAGGACGGCGACGAUCAGGCCAAGAAAGCACCGGACUCCGCCGCCGCCGCCGCCGCCGGCGAGGCCCACCACAAGCCCUCGAAGUCCGACCUAAUGCACAGCGCUAAGGUGGUUGCCGACGCCGCGCAGUCCCACUUCCGCGCUGAGCCGGAGAAGUUCGACAAGGCCGAGGUCGCCGGCGCCGCCGCGGACCUCCUCGACGCCGCCGCCGACUACGCCAAGCUUGACGACGCGCAAGGCAUCGGGAUGUACGUCGACAAGGCGGAGGACUACCUCCGCCACUACAAGGGCUCCGGGGACCCCGCUGCCGCCGCCAAGCCCGAAGGCGGUGCCCAGGGAGAUGCUGACAAGAAGGCGGACGGCGGCGACGGCGGACUCAUGAAGAUGGCCGGAGAUUUCUUGAAAAAAUAGGCCAAAGGUUUCAUGUUCGAAUUUUUAUUUUAUUCUUUUGUUGAAUUAUUUUUCAGUCUUGUUUCCUUUCUGUUACUGCAGUUACCUCUUUGUCUAUUAUAUAUGUAAAUUCUAGUAUUAGAUAAUUUAAUCAUAAAUCAAUAAUAAUUUCCAUCGUGUGCGUGCGUUAA